AUGGAGCAAGUCGGGAAUCAAACUUUUUUGGAAAGCCUAAACCAGAUCACUUGGACGGAAGACGAAAAUACUAGCGAAGAUAGAAAAGUAGAAAAAUCAAAAGAGAUAGCUAAGAACAAUGAAACUUCUACUCAUUCGCCUUGGGAAACGCUGUCUUAUCAAUAUCCGCUAGAGAAAAGGAUCGAAAUCUUCUUUUUAAAAAUAGUUUGUUACAUCGAUAUUGUUAUUAAUAAUAAUGAUCCCCUAAAGUGCUAUUCUUCGUUCUACAGUACCCCAUACGAACCAUACCCCGGAUAUUUCUACGCAGAUGAAUGGGUAAAGCAAGAUGCGUUUUUCGACGAGAUGGACGGAGAUUUUGUUAUUGACUACUCUGCACCAGAAUAUCAAAAUCAAAUUUCCGAUAUGUCGCUUGACGAUUCUCUGAACGAGCCUAGCUAG
Molecule: messenger RNA, 438 nt
Organism: Oikopleura dioica
Lineage: Eukaryota; Metazoa; Chordata; Appendicularia; Copelata; Oikopleuridae
Source: the annotation of a GenBank genome assembly